CAUAUCACCGUUUUCGCUGCCCAGCAGCAUUAUGGUAUCAUAGGUAAAAGGUUUGAAAGGCGGGUGGCAAUUGUGGAGCGCACAAACGGGCGUUCGAAGGCCAGCUCGUGCAAGGAGCUCGUUUCGCAGGCAUGACCACAGCGUCAGAGGACGCGGCCGGUCCCUGGAGCCCCACCCUCCGGCCUCGGACGGCCAAGCCCGCUGCGCGGCCAGGAACAGCCUCGCUGUCCCUGCCCCCGGACCCGUCCUUAGACGCCCGGGCCUUCCCACCACCUCGCCGCAGCCCGUCCGGCGCCAGCCUCUCCCAUGUGGGGCCCUCGUCGCCCUACGCCCCCUCCAGCAAGCGGGUCAGCGGCGGCGCAAGCAGCACGCCAGCCAGCCCGGACGUGGGCUCUGGGCAUGCAGCAACAGCGGGCAGCCGGGGCUCUGCGCCCAACAGCGGCGCGCUGCAGCAGCCCGCCUACCGGCGACUGGCCCCCAACAGCAUCACCCUGCAAGCACGCAACCUCCUGGCCAGCACCGCUCCCUCGUCACCCAUGGCAGGGCCGGCAGGGACAUCGGCUGCCGCCUCGCCCAGCCAUGGCGGCAGCCGCAGUCGGGUGGGCUCGGCGCACGCAUCCGUGCCCAGUAGCCCUAUCACCCGGGGGAGGGCGUCUCCCGGUGGCGGGGCCACGCCGUCCACACCCGUGUCUCGUGGGCUGCUGGGCGCCGCCGCACUGGCGCCGCCCACGCCCCAGUCGCGGUCGGGGCACAACGGCCACCACGGCCAGGCGCAGGGUGACGUGCCCGACGUGUUCACAGUGCAGAUGGCCGCGGUCACGGAGCACCUGGCCCGGACGCAGGGCCAGACAUACGGCGACCGGCGCGCCAGCUCAAGCCUAGGGCACUACGUCCAGUCACAGUCGGGCGUAAUGGCAGGAGGUGGGGGCCCAGCAGCAGCAGGCGGAGUGAGGGCCAGUACCACGGGUGGUGGCGGGGCAUUCCGCCAGGCGCGGCCGUCGGACCAGCUCGGGCACGGGCACGGCCCUCACCACCAGGCACACGUGCAUGGCAGCUCCUCCCACAACCACGGCCCCGUGCACACCUUCACCCCCGGCCCUGGCCCCGCCGGCCCCGGCUCCAGUACGGGCAUGCACCCGGCAUCCUCCGCCGCCGCGCCAUCCGUAGCCGCUUCCGUCGCAACGAUGCAGCAGCGGCUGCAGGGCAAGUUCGGCGAGGAGGCGGCGGCGUUCAUGCUUCACGACCUGCACCAGGUGCCGCAUCACCUGCACGUGCUGUUCUACACCAUCAUCCACCAGCUGCGGGAGCUGCCCUCGCCGCUGCCGUCCACGCUGGGGCAGGCCUACCACGCGGUCUUCAGCCAGCACUACGCGCGCACAGUGACCAGCGUGGAGAAGCGGCACGCCGAGUACAAAGCCAAGAUGGCGACCGCGCAGGCGCAGGCGCAGGCGCAGCUGGCGGCGCUGCAGCAGAAGGUGGCGGCGCUGACGCCCAGCGGCAUGCGGCAGACGCCGCUGCAGCAGCAGGCGCAGGCGCAGCUGCUGCAGCAGCAGAAGCAGCUGCAGGCCGCGGCGGCGGCGCGGCAGGCGGAGGCGGACGCGCUGGGGGCGCAGGUGUCCAAGUCGCGCGAGCUGCACGCCAAGGUGAUGCGGCUGCUGUGCGUGCUGGUGGCUGCGCAGGAGCCGCUCACGCGGCAGCAGCUGGCGGGGAUGGGCUUGGAGGUGGUGCUGCCGCACCUGCCGGCGUGGGAGGUGCUGUUCCGGAUGGAGCCGCCGGCAGGGCACGCAGCCGUCUCGGCCAUGCAUAGCCUGCACGGGCACGCGCACGCGCACUUUGGCAGCGGCAGCCGCCGCAUGAGCAUCAACGAUCGCAGCAGCUUCAGCGGCAACAGCCCCGCGGCGGCGGCGGCGGCGGCGUACGCCAGUGCCAGCCAGCUGCCGGCAGCUACCCUGGCGGUGGUGGACCCCUCCCUGGAGGACUGGCUGGUGGAUGCAAAGGAGGCGGGGCCCUUCGCCUGCGACCCCCGGGUCGGGCACGCGGCCCUUGGGCAGCACUACCGCCAGCUCAUCCUGUCCAAUGUGGAGGCCUCGCCGCCAGCUGGCGGGGCGGGCGCGUCCGCAUCAGCAGCAGGUGGUGGGCAAGGGGGGCACGGGGGGCACGGCGGCGGUGGCAGGGGCCCGCAUGGGACGACGGCGGCAGCGGCGCUGGACGGCUACGGGCUGCGCUAUGUGGUGCUGCACCUGCUGCUGAGCGAGCGCGAGGUGACGGCGGGCGAGCGGCUGCUCAUGGACGCAGACUACUUGGAGCAGGUGUUCCGGGCGCAGCAGGAGGGCGCCAUGUACUUGUGUCUGGUGCGCCUCGCCUCCAAGACAGAGAUCGUGAGCGAGGCGCUGAGGUGGCUGCGGUGCAACAUGGGCGCGCUAAGGGCGCACCCGCGCGCCGUGGUGCCGCUGUGGCAGGCCGCGCCGCACCGCACGCUCACGGCCAGGCUGGUCAGCGCCUCAAGCAGUGGCGCGGCGCCCCCGCCACCUGAGCCGGAGCAUGUGGCGGCAGGGGCGGCGCCAGCGGGCAAGGUUCCGCCUAGCGGUGGUGCAGGAGGAGAAGCAGGGCCGGACUCGGCCCCGCCCACGCCGCGCGACCCCUCUGACGUGCCCUUCACCUCGCCGCGACCCGCGGCGGCGGCCGUGUGGCGUCGAGCCGGCCGGCCGCAGUGCCUGCCGCUCAGCUCGCCGCCCUUCUGGCCCGUUGGCAUCACACAACUGCCGGGUCACACCGGCGGCGUGACGGGGCUCGUAUUUGACCGGGACAACCGGCUACUGCUGGCAGCUACAGCCGGCGGCGUGAUACAUGCCUGGGACCAUGCUACAGCCCGGCGCGUUGGCACUCUCGGCGGCUACAGCCCGGUUGUGCCCACGCAGGACUUGCAUCCCUCGGGGGAGCUGCUGGCAGUCGGGUCCUCCGUGGAUUCCACGGUCCGGGUUCGUGCCAUAGAAUCUGGAUCCGGGCCGUUAGUCACGUUCACGGAACCCGACCAGGGCGGCCCCGACGGUGGCAGCCUCGUGGCUGUGCUGCGGGGCCCGGUGGCGGGCAGUGCGUACGGCAGCGUGACGCCCACAGCACGGCACGUGUCGUACAGCCCUGACGGCAACCUGUUGGCAGCUGUGUACACCGACGGCAGCGCGGCGGUGUGGGACUGGGCGGAGGGCGUCAAGAGUACCCACAUGCCGUUGCUGAGCAAGUCCAGUGCGGCGAGGCACGCAUGCUUCUCGCCAGACGGGCAGCUGCUGGCGCUGGCGUGUGCCAACGGCACGGUGCGCACGUGGCAUCUGAAGCAGCUGGACCCGCUGCACGUGUCGGUGCUGCGUGUCAGCCCCGCCCACGCCCCCGGCGUGGCGGUGCGGCUGGUGCAGUACUCACCCAGCGGGCUGCUGUUGGCGACGGUGGUGGAAGGCGGCUGCGAGGUGGCCCUGUGGGACGUGGGCAGCGGCGCGCAGCAGCAGCUGCUGGAGGGGGCGGGCGGCGCGGCGGGCAGCCCCGUGCGGGCGCUGGCGUUCAGCCCCAGCGGCCUGCUGCUUGCUACGGCGGGGGAUGAUGGUGAUGUGUGCCUGUGGAAUACGAACACGAGGGGGCAGUGGACCCAGACCGCCUGCCUGCAGGGCCACGCAUACGCCGUGAAUGCGCUUGCCUUCAGCCCCUGCGGCCAGGUGCUGGCGUCCGGCGGCAACGAGUCGGCGGUGCGGCUGUGGGACGUGGGCUCAGUCAUGCACCGCUCGGAGGCGCUGCGGGCGGACGCGGGGCUGCUGGCGGUGAGCGGGCCGCAGCCGCUGCCACCGGGGGCGGUCAUCCGAGACGACGAGGCCACCAUCAGCGGGCGGCGGCCGGCUCCAGGCGUGAUCAGCUGCCUGGCCCACAGCCCCUCCGGCUCCCAGCUGGCGGCCGGGCUGGCGGACGGAGGCCUGUGCGUGUGGGACGCCGCGGCGCCGCACCGCUGGGCGCGGCUUCAGGGCGAGCACCGGCGACCCAUCGGCCGUGUGCUCUACAGCGCCGAUGGGGGCCUGCUGGCCUCGGCCUCAGACGACGGCCGCGUCUGCAUCUGGAGCGUGCCGCGCCCGCCGCCGCCGCCCUCGCUCGCCUCCACUUCCUCGGGCGGCUCGCCGGUGCCUGGCGGUAGGCUGGGCUCUGCCGCCUCCUCCAAAUCCUUGCUGGGCGGAGCAGGGCGGUCGUCGACAACGAUGCUGGCACCGCCGGCGGCGCCAUCGCCGCCUCCGCACCCAAACACCAUCUCGCUCAUCGUCACAAUCCUCGCGGACGCGCACCUUCACGACCCCGCUGGCGACGCAUCAACCGCCACCGGUGCCUCACCACCCGGUGGCGCCAGUCGGCCUGGCCGUGGCGCUGGUGGCUGGGUCACGUUGAGCUGUAGCAUGGCGUUCAGCCCAGAUGGCUCCUUCCUUGCUACAGCCCACGACAACGGGACGGUGCUGCUGUGGUCGCUACCCAGCGGCUUGCUCGCGGCGCGGCUCUCAGGCGGCCACUCCAAGCUGGCUUACGGGCUCAUGUUCAGCCCCCCGCCCACAGCUCCGACCGCCUCGGCCACUUCCGCCGGGCUGCAAGACGCUUUGGUCGGCCCCGGGCUGCUCGCCUCAUCCAGCGAUGACGGCACCGUGUGCAUCUGGGACCCGGCAGCGGCGGCCAAGGCCACGGAGGACGCCCUCCGGGUCGCGCCGCUGUCCAUACUGCGGCAUGAUGACCACGUGUACGGCGUUGACUUUGCGCCGGACGGUUUGACCGUGGCUACCGUCAGCCGGGACGGCACGCUGGCGACGUGGGAGCCGCGCAGCGGCACGCGCCGCGUGUGGGUUUCGCACGGCCACAGCACAGCCACCAAGGCGUGUGUGGACGGCGUGCGCUACAGCCCGUCGGGCCUGCUGCUGGCGACAGGCGCGGCCGACGGCUCGGGUGUGAGGCUGUGGGACGCGCGCAGCGGCGCGCUGCUGCGGGAGGUGGUGGGGCUGCGGCUGCUGGGCUGGCCUGGCUUGGGCCCGUUGCCGUGGGCGGCGGUGUUCAAAGCUGACUACGCGCCGUUUGUGGUGCGGCUGCCGGAGCGGGCGCUGAUACUGGAGGCGGCAGCGGUGUGUGGCGGCUCUGACGUGACAGUGGAGCGCGAAGAGGCAGCAGCGGCGGCGGCGGACGAGGCGGCGGAGGGCCUUGCCGCGGCUUGCAUUGGGCUGGCGCCGGCACAGCAGACUGGCGCACUGGCGGCUCGGCGGCGAGAGCAGCUCAACCGCUGCCGGCUAGCCUCCUUCCCGGCUCCGCCGCCGCCCCCUCAACCACACGACCGCGCCUCCUCUACCGCGGACGGCGACGGCGGCAGUGGCUAUGGCGGCGCCAUAGACCGGCCGCAGCCCCUGCUGAACGAUUUCACAGCAACGCCGCUGCGGCCGGCGGUGCGCAUCUUCAGCGGCGUGCGGUCGCUACCACACGUGGCGUUGCGCGGCAGGUCAUUAGUGCUGGCAGACAGCGGUGCGGUGGCCUUUUACCAAGUGACAGUUGCUUAGACACACACACACACAUGUCAGCUACGGGACAACCAACUCGGUGUUGCUUACGGUGGUAGUGAUACUGGUGAUGCGGGGUAGGUAAUACGUAACGGUGGGGAUGUAGCUGGCUGAGGUUUGGCUUCGACUGAUGGCUGACCGCCUGACCAAUAGCGAGGAGGGUAGGUGGUUCUCUCAGGACCGCAAAUGGUCCCUCAUCGGACUGUCCCUUCUUGUCAUGUGCAUUCAUGGUUUGCUGCAGGCUGCAAUGCACAGGAGUGAGGGUUUAUCAGCGCUAUGAAGUGCGUGGAGUGCUCCCCUGGCCGGCUGGCCCUAGCCCACCUUAGCCAAGACCCCCCACAUAAAAACGCUA
This is a messenger RNA of Chlamydomonas reinhardtii, 5910 nucleotides long. RefSeq lists its product as uncharacterized. Lineage: Eukaryota; Viridiplantae; Chlorophyta; Chlorophyceae; Chlamydomonadales; Chlamydomonadaceae. Bases 132 to 5558 code for a protein of 1808 amino acids. Gene Ontology annotation, molecular function: protein binding. The record is from RefSeq and is a predicted model, not a curated record. The transcript has 9 exons.